Molecule: messenger RNA, 6251 nt
Organism: Peromyscus californicus insignis
Lineage: Eukaryota; Metazoa; Chordata; Mammalia; Rodentia; Cricetidae
Gene: Riok1
Product: RIO kinase 1
Exons: 17
Coding region: 252-1889 (545 amino acids)
Biological process (GO): maturation of SSU-rRNA
Cellular component (GO): preribosome, small subunit precursor; cytosol
Molecular function (GO): protein serine/threonine kinase activity; ATP binding
Source: RefSeq, a predicted model, not a curated record
GUGUUUGUAGAAAUCGUGUAUCCUGAUACUCCGUGGCGCCUGGUUGCUGCUUUGCGCCUGGCGAUUGCCGAGCGAUUCGUGUGAGGCGGGAAUCGCGAAGACGCGGUUGGGUUCGCCAGGUGAAAACCCGUCUCUUCCGCCCCCCCUUGUCAUGGACUGCAGUCGGGACAGGAUGGUCGCGGUGGUCCCCGGGCAGUUCGACGACGCGGAUUCCUCCGACAGAGGGUGUAUAAACAUGCCAGAACACUCUUAUGUCUAGUGAAAGCGUAGAAGUGAAGUCAAUUCAAGCAAAGGACGACAUCCUACUUAAAAACCUUCCGAAUGAUGUGACAGAGGUGAAGGACGAAGGUGAGAUCGAUGAGGAAGACAACUAUGAUUAUGACAGUGAUUGGUACUGGGAUGAUGGAACUGGAAAACUCACCAAGGGCUGUACCCAGAAUGGAGGCAGUAACCCUCAGGCAAAUCGACAGCCUUCUAACUACAAUUCAGCCAAAAUGUCUACUCCAAUUGACAAGUCCUUGAGAAAAUUUGAAAAUAAAAUCAAUCUAAAUAAACUGAAUGUUACUGAUUCUGUCAUAAACAAAGUCACCGUAAAAACUAGACAAAAAGAAGCAGACUCGUAUCGAGUUAAAGAUAAGGCCGACAGAGCAACUGUAGAACAGGUUUUGGAUCCCAGGACAAGGAUGAUUUUAUUCAAGAUGUUGGAUAAAGGAGACAUAGCAGAGAUCCAUGGCUGCAUCAGUACUGGAAAAGAAGCUAAUGUAUACUAUGCCAGCACAGCCAGUGGAGAGAGCAGAGCAAUCAAAAUAUACAAAACUUCUAUUUUGGUGUUCAAAGAUCGUGAUAAGUACGUAACCGGGGAAUUUAGGUUCCGUCGUGGCUACUGUAAAGGGAACCCUAGAAAAAUGGUGAAGACAUGGGCAGAAAAGGAAAUGAGGAAUUUAUCCAGGCUAAGUACAGCAAACAUACCAUGUCCAAAACCAAUCCGGCUAAAAAGUCAUGUUCUUCUCAUGGGCUUCAUUGGCAGAGAUGACAUGCCCGCACCACUUUUGAAAAAUGUCCAGUUGUCAGAAUCGAAGGCACGGGAGUUGUACCUGCAGGUCAUUCAGUACAUGAGGAAAAUGUAUCAGGAUGCUAGACUUGUCCAUGCAGAUCUCAGUGAAUUCAACAUGCUGUACCAUGGUGGAGAUGUGUACAUCAUUGAUGUUUCUCAGUCUGUGGAGCAUGAUCACCCACACGCACUGGAGUUCUUGAGAAAAGACUGUGCUAAUGUCAAUGAUUUCUUUUUCAAGCAUGCUGUUGCUGUGAUGACCGUUCGGGAGCUCUUCGAGUUUGUCACGGAUCCUUCCAUCACCCCUGAGAACAUGGAUGCUUAUCUCGAAAAGGCCAUGGAAAUAGCAUCCCAAAGGACCAAGGAAGAAAAGACUAGUCAGGAUCAUGUGGAUGAAGAGGUGUUCAAACAAGCAUACAUUCCCAGAACCUUGAAUGAAGUGAAAAAUUAUGAGAGAGAUGUGGAUAUAAUGAUGAGGUUGAAGGAAGAAGACAUGGCUUUGAAUACUCAACAAGAUAAUAUUCUAUACCAGACUGUCACGGGAUUGAAAAAAGAUUUGUCAGGUGUCCAGAAGGUCCCUGCACUCCUAGAACGUGAAGUUAAGGAAAAGACUUGUUUGGAUUCAGAAGAGGCUGAAAGUUCCGAGUGCUCUGACACAGACUCUGAAGAGCAGGGAGAGAAUGCCCAGUGCAAAAGACACACUGCUGACCCUGACCUUGAUAAAAAGGAAAGAAAAAAGAUGGUCAAGGAAGCCCAGAGAGAGAAGAGGAAAAAUAAAAUCCCUAAACAUGUGAAAAAAAGAAAGGAAAAAACAGCCAAGGCCAAAAAAGGCAAAUAGAAUGCAGAACCAUGUUGUGGACGUCCGUCCUCAGCUCCUUUGUGAACCUCAAGUAGAAGUUGUCGCUACGAGGAUGGCUGCUUGACUACAUCUUAGUCUUCUCCAUCUCACUGUUGGGGAAGACUGGGUGUGGUCAUGGACUGCCUUGAAAGCCCAAAGCCAGUAAUACCGGGAUCCAGUCACUGCCCUGCUUUUAAUGGAUUUAUUAAAGUACUAUUUUAAUGAAGAACUUGGUACAUUUUAUUUUUAUAUAUUUUCUUCCACAAACUUUUUCAGAAGUAUCAUAAAUAUUUAAAUGUGAUGAACAUCCACAGCCUUUAUAAAGGUGAUCAUAAAGGCACUCGGACAGACUUGGGAAUUGGUUUUCUUUGUACAUGCCAAAGACACAUCUGAAAUCAACUGAUUAUCAAGCUGUGGCUUAUAGCCUGGAGUUCCAUCUGGCCGUGGUGUUGCCAUUCAUGGCAGCUCUGUUCUUGUGUGUUCUUGUGCUUGUUUGUCAUGUGAUCCCUCUUGUCUUUAGAAUGCCUUUCCAGCUAGACCUCUCAGUUCAGAAGCCAUUUCACAUCCGGCCAUUUGUCAUGUUCAAACAUUUAGGUAUUUUAGGUACUGGGAUAUAGCAGUGAACAAAACAAAAUUACUUUUGAAUAGUUUGCAUUCUCAUAGGGAAAUGAAACAUUAAACAAAAUAAAUAGCAUUCUUCCCUUAGGUUACAAAUUAUAUAGAGAAAUAAUGCUGAGUAAAGAGAAUGCCUGGGGAGACACAGGCCACACAGUGAGAUACCUGACAAAAUGCUGGAAGCUGAGUCGCACUGAGCUUCCAGCCUGGGCUACUUAAAGAUGCAGACAACAAAGCCAAGUCAGUACAUCUGAAGGAAGAGUACUCCAAGCGAUGCGAACAGCCAUGGGAAGGGCCCUGAAGCGAAAGAAUGUCUGCAGUGAUCAGAAGCGGCUGCAGCAUCAGAAUCAAAGGGGAAGUCAUGAGAUCUGAUGGUGUACUGCUCAUGGAGUUUUUAGCAGAGGAGUGACAGGGUCAUGCUUGUGUUUUGAAAGCUUCGCUCUGGCAGCUGGAGAAUUGAGGCAGAGAUGGAAGAUGAUUGGCUGUGCUUGUUGUCAGCCCAGGUGAAAGAUGCUGGGAGCUUGGUUAGGAUGCUAGAAGUGGAGUUAGAGCCUAGAUGUCCCCCAAAGGCCAUAUGUUAAAAGCUUGGUCCCAAGUUGGUAGCGAUAGUGCUGAGUAAGGGUAGAACUAGGGAGGGGGCUCAGGUCAUUGGGGGUGUUCUUGCUGGAAUAUUGGAUCCUGGUGCUUUCCUCUGCUUCCUGGCCACAGUAAUACAAGCAGCUUUCCUUCACCACUGCCGUAAUGUACUGUCUCAGCACAGGCGUCACAAGCCAGAAUGAAUGUUUGUUUCUUUGCUCUCUUUCCUCCUUUACCACCCAUCUUUAGCUCAGGUACAUGCACUAUAGGUACUCACUGCCAUUGUUACCACUGUUUCUAUCUGGCAUUUUACACAGUCACAAGAAACCUAACACAUACCCUUUGUGUUAUGAAAUCCAGACUCCACUUAUGGACAGAGCUAGGGAACUUGUAUAUUCAAAAAUGCAGAUAGCACUUUCAGUUUUACCCAGAUCUUCACUUUUAAAACAGUGUUGACCAGUCAUGGUGACACACUAUUUUAGUCUCAACACUGGGGAGGCAGAGGCAGGUGUGUUCAAGGCCAGCCAGGGCUAUGUAGUCACAGACUCAGUGUGGUUUGUCUUAUCCAUUUGGUUUGGUACUAUCUUCUAUGUCCCUGUGCUCCUGCAGACUUUCAUCAUCAUUCUUCCUUUGUUAUUUUUCUGUAACUACCAAUGACCAAGUACCUUGCAUAUUGAAUUUACUUACACAUAUAACCCCAGACCAGAAUAUAACCUCACAAGGGUAGGGAUUUGUCUUUGUUGUUUUGUAUCCCAGCACCUAUCAUGUGCUGAGACAUAGUCAACUCAGUAGAUGUUUAAUUGAUGAUGUUCUGUCAACUAAGCAAAGGCACGGAUAUCACACAUGCCUCUUAUUCAUAAAGAUGGAAAUUAGGAAUUGAUGUGGUCAGCAUGCACCCCUCAAGCUUGCCAUAAGGCCAUUUGGCUACCAUGGAAAGUGCUCAACCUAAAAGGUUAGUUCUCUUAAUCCAUGUACAUAUGUAGACGGGAGUGGGGCAGCCCAGUCCAUAUUCUGAUGCCUUGGCAUGGAACAAUGUUGAGGCUUUAUGAAGGGUGGGGUGCCAACUCUAGCCUUAAGGUCCCUUCCUUGUUCUGAUAACCUGCUAUGACACUGGGAAGUCACUUCCCUUUGGAAAAGAAGUCCUCGUGUGUAAAUUGUGGUAUUUGGACCAAAUGAUCACAAAAACAUCAUCUAAAAUUCAUUUACUUGCAGUGUCUCAUGUAGCCCAGGCUGGCUUCAGACUCCCUGUGUAAUCUGAUCCUUACGCUUUUGUUUCUUUCCCAAGUGCUAGGAGUGUAAGUGUGACACCACACCGUUUGCCACUCUAGAGGCUAUGAGACCUGGGAGAAUGGAGCCAAUAAAUGAGGUGGACUAAAGUCUCAUGCGGUAGCCAACUUUACACUCUGAGGGGUAAGAGGAGUCAUGUGAGUAGUUUCUACAGAGGUGGAGAAACAAGUAACAAUAGCCAGCUGUGACAAUCUGAAGCACACUCUUCUAUUCACUACACCUGGGAGGGACACCCAAAAGCACAAUACAAGAACAAUUCCAUGUUUUGAAGAAACUGAGGUCACAAGACUCUUGUCUCGUUUCUUGGAGUUUUUUUCACAAGCACUCAGAAAUCUCAAAUGACUCCAUUCUUGGACCAUGUUCUGACAUCCUGUUAUAUACAGUGCUGGGAUUAAACCCCAGACUUCCCACAGGCUGUGCAUACACUAGAUAAACUGAGACCAUCCCUGACCUAAAAUUGUUUUAAAAUUUAUCAGAUUGGUGUAAUGAAUUUGUUCCUGAGACAGUCUCACUGUGUUGUCCUGACUGGCCUUGAACUCAAAGACCAGAUCAGUGUUUUUGAAAAGACUGUUUUAAACACCAAAGGGCCAAGUUGGAACCACUUCUUGUUUAUUAGAACUAAAAUAAAGGGGUUUAAAGUGCAGGCCAGCACAUAAGUCAGGUUUGCUAUUACAUGAAUCACUAGGCAGCCUUUAGCAUGCUGUUUUGCCGUGGAAUACUGUUAAUUGUCCUCGAAGUCAUUUUGUUCCACUAGAGGGAGACAUGUUCUUGAGUUCUGAUGUUUUACCGGCAUGAUUGGCAGCAGAUGUGCUAAGUGGGAGAGCUGUACUACAUACACAGAGGGCGCCCAAGUUCAUAGCCAAGUUCAUCUCUUUUCCCUACAGACUAACUGGCCUGAUAAUGGCACAUUUGGUGCUUGGAGCCCCUGACAAACUUGCUCCUCAGUAUAUACUUUGCAGAAGUCGUAGCUAACCAAAAAUUAAGUCAAGUGUGAUAGAGCAUACCUCAAUCUCAGCACUUAGGGGACAGAGGCAGGGCAUGUUGGUGGUUAGCCAAGAUCAGACCUUGUCUCAAAACCACAACAACAGAAGUGGGUUUUUCCCUUGGAAAUGAUGCACAUCCAGUAAGAUGUUUACAGAAACACACCCCUGAAGGGCCGGAGACUGACGGUGUAGCGUGCUGUUCACUUGCUGAUACUUCAUCUUGCUGGACCUUGGUUUCCUUUCUCAGCUAUCCAAUCAAGACUGAAUAGAGAACGGCUUAGGGGCCGCACUGUUCGGGGGGCCACACUGUUCUGGGGCCGCGCUGUUCGGGGGCCGCGUUGUUGGGGGGCCGCGCUGUUCAGGGGCUGCAGAGCACUGAGAGCGUAGCUGUGGAGAAGACACUUAGAAGACAGUGAAGUAACAGUAACUUGUUAGUUGAGUACGUGUCAAAAUGUUAUUUCCCGUGUGCUGGGCUGGUUCGUCUCUAUUAACAUUGAAAUUCCGUAUGUGGUGCUGGAGGGCUCGGUGGACAAGACUCUGCUUGGCAAACCUGACAACCUAGUUUAAUCCCUGGAUCCCACACUGGAAGGGAAGAACUGACUCCCAAAAGUUGCUCUCUGACCUCUGCACGUGUGCUAUGGCACAUGCCUGUUCCUCCCCCCCCAUACUAUCUAUAAUCUACUGUGUGUGUGUGUGUGUGUGUGUGUGUGUGUGUGUGUGUGUGUGUGUGUGUGUGUGUGUAUAGUAAUAAAGUAAAUUCUGUAUGUGGGGAUUUUGUAUGUACAUGAAUAGGAAGAAAUGGGAUUUUUCCUCAAUCUGUAUAAACCAAUUCUCUAUACUUUUCAAUUUUCCUUAUUAAGGAAUCUUAAUUACUAAAGAAUAAAGGUAGCAAAAUGGUUCA